AUGCAGAAAUUCAUUCUUUUCGCUGCUCUUCUCGGAGUUUCCUCUGCUUUCCUUCUCGGAGGAGGAGGUGGAUGUGGAUGUGCUCCACCAGCUGCCCCACCAAGCCCAUGCGGAUGCGGAGGAGGACUUCCACCUCUCCAACUUCCACCCCUUGCCAUGCCACCUCUCCCAAGCUUCGGAGGAUGUGGAUGUGCCCCACCAGCUGCCCCACCUAGCCCAUGCGGAUGCGGAGGAGGACUCCCACCAAUCCAAGCUCCACCAAGCGGAUACGUUGUUGCCCCACCACUCCAAGCUCCACCACUCCAAGCUCCAACCUACGCUUCCCCACCAGUUGGAGCUCCACCAGUCUACGCUGCCCCACCACCAGCUGGAGCUCCACCAACUGGAUACGCCACCACCUAUGGCCGCAAGUGA
This is a messenger RNA of Auanema sp. JU1783, 414 nucleotides long. Lineage: Eukaryota; Metazoa; Nematoda; Chromadorea; Rhabditida; Rhabditidae. The record is from the annotation of a GenBank genome assembly.